This is a messenger RNA of Oryzias melastigma (Indian medaka), 5946 nucleotides long. RefSeq names its product phosphatidylinositol-4-phosphate 5-kinase, type I, gamma a (gene pip5k1ca). NCBI's taxonomy places the organism in Eukaryota, Metazoa, Chordata, Actinopteri, Beloniformes, Adrianichthyidae. The record is from RefSeq and is a predicted model, not a curated record. The transcript is spliced from 18 exons. Gene Ontology annotation, molecular function: phosphatidylinositol kinase activity. Gene Ontology annotation, biological process: phosphatidylinositol metabolic process. The coding region runs from base 258 to 2444 and encodes 728 amino acids.
AGAUGGCGCCAGAGUGUCCUUAACAAGUAGCAGCAGCAAGUGCUGCCGAGCAGAGAGGAGCAGUGAGGAGCAGACUGUCGUCAGGAUACACCGCACUGAUGAAGCCACCGCAGGAGAUACCUAUCGCCCAGUCUUUCCUUUAAAUAUCGAGUGUCAUAUCACACGGGCCGUUCUUCUUUACCGUCUCUCGUGUGGUUGUACAGUCGUUUGGGGCUUUUCAUUUGGAGGAGCUGUUUUUUUCCCCUCCGGGAGGCUGAAUGGAAGCUGCAGCCGAGGGAGCGGUCGGGCUCACGGAGGCCAGGGACGGGAGCCCGCUGUCCGGGGCCGCAUCCUCCGAUGAUGCGGACGCGGUGGUGGGGGUUACGUACGGGAUGGACGCUGCAGACAUGGAUGCUGCUAAGAAAUCCUUUAUCACAGAGAUGCCCUCUUCUUCAGGUCAACACGGUCAGGGAAAGAAAAUUGGCCACAGAGGAGUGGAUGCAUCCGGGGAAACCACGUACAAGAAGACCACAUCGUCAGCCUUGAAAGGUGCCAUCCAGCUAGGAAUCGGUUACACAGUGGGGAACUUGAGCUCUAAGCCUGAGAGAGAUGUGCUGAUGCAGGAUUUCUACGUGGUAGAAAGCAUCUUUUUUCCCAGUGAAGGGAGCAACCUCACUCCGGCACACCAUUUCCCUGACUUCCGCUUCAAAACGUACGCUCCAGUGGCCUUCCGAUACUUCCGAGAACUGUUCGGCAUCAGGCCGGAUGACUAUUUGUACUCUCUCUGUAAUGAGCCCCUGAUUGAGCUGUCCAACCCUGGAGCCAGUGGUUCAGUCUUCUAUCUGACCAAGGACGACGAAUUCAUCAUAAAGACUGUGAUGCACAAAGAGGCAGAGUUCUUGCAGAAGCUGCUGCCUGGAUACUACAUGAACUUGAACCAGAACCCUCGUACGUUACUGCCAAAGUUUUUCGGCCUGUACUGCGUCCAGUCUGGUGGGAAAAACAUCCGUGUGGUGGUAAUGAACAACGUCCUGCCCCGCGUGGUUCGCAUGCACCUCAAAUACGACCUCAAGGGGUCCACCUACAAGAGGCGAGCAUCCAAGAAGGAGAGGGAGAAGGCCAGGCCCACCUUCAAAGAUCUGGACUUCAUGCAGGAUAUCCCAGAUGGACUAAUGCUAGACCAGGACACAUACAAUGCUUUGGUGAAGACUCUACAGAGAGACUGCCUGGUCCUGGAGAGCUUCAAAAUCAUGGACUACAGUCUGCUGCUGGGGGUCCACAACAUGGACCAAGCAGACAGGGAGCGGCAGAUGGAAGGCUCCCAGGGUGACAGCGAUGAGAAGAAGCCCAUGGCCCAGCAGAAGGCCCUGUACUCCACUGCCAUGGAGUCCAUCCAGGGGGGAGCUGCCUGUGGAGGGUCCAUCGACACUGACGACACGAUGGGCGGUAUUCCUGCCGUUAAUGGUAAAGGGGAGAGACUUCUGCUCUACAUCGGAAUCAUUGAUAUUUUACAAUCUUACAGGCUAAUCAAAAAACUGGAGCACACAUGGAAGGCUCUGGUUCAUGAUGGGGACACGGUGUCAGUCCACAGGCCGGGGUUCUACGCCGACAGGUUCUUCAAGUUCAUGAGCAGCACCGUUUUCAAGAAGAGCUCCUCUUUGAAGUCGUCCCCCUCUAAGAAAGGCCGCGUGUCUUUGACGGUUCCAAAGUUCGUUGGUCCUGCUGCUGCCUGGUCGGCUAGCCAGCUCUCCGCUGAGAGAGACGAAAACAUCUACGACCUGAGAGGAGCUCGCAGCUUCCCAACGUUGGAAGAUGAGGGCCGGCCGGAUCUUCUUCCAUGCACUCCUCCAUCUUUUGAGGAGGCCACCACAGCAUCAAUUGCCACAACUCUCUCUUCCACCACUUCUUUGUCCAUUCCUGAAAGAUCUCCCUCCGACACAGCUGAACAGCCUCGUUACAGGAGGCACACCCAGUCUCUCAGCCAUGACGGAAGGACUCAGGAGGAGCUGCGUGUGCGCGAGGAGGAUCAGCAGACCAUCACAGUGGAGGUGGAGCUGAAAAAGCAUGACAGCGAGCCGGUCAUUUCUGUUUCACAGCCCGCUCCUGAGCCCAGUGAACUUCUGCAGCAAGUGGACGGCUCAGAAGAGGCAGUCCCGUCCAGCUCUUUGUCAGCACCUGAAGCAGUUUCACCCUCUUCGUCUUCACCUGCCCCAGCUGCCUCCUACUCAUCAGGUCCAGCUGAGGAUGUGCCAUCUAGUCCCAAACUGGCGGGGAUGGAGGCAGACAGAGCCAGCCAGGUGUCUGGUUCAGGGUGCACCAGCCAGGCUUCGGUUGAUGACGAGGAUGAUGUGCCGAUCACAGAUAUCUACUUUCCUCCAGAGGACAGGACCUGGGUUUACUCUCCGCUACACUAUGGCUCAGAGUCUAAGGGCCCUCCAGAUGGGGACUGGGAAAGAGAGACAUAAGUCCUGCUCUCCAGCAGGGAAGAACGAACGCCUUCGGCCAAGGGACUCACCCGUCUGAAGUCCACACCUGAACCGUAGCAGCACGACUUCUGUCUGAACCAGGAUUUGAAACAUGCAACCGAAAAAUACCACGAGGAAAACGUGACUUCAGUCCCUAAAGGAGGGACGACUCCUGACAGAGAUGACGUCACUGACAUCUAACCAUCCAUGCCUUUCACCCUUAACAUUCUUAUCAGUUUUACAAAACGGCAUCUGUGACCUUCCCUUUAGUAAGUUGUGCUCUGAAAUGUGGCGUAGUAAGUUGCUUUCGGGUCUGUUUUCACACAGGCACAGCCCUCUGACACUCUUCAUUUCAAUGAGACGUUCAGUGAAGGGAGCAGAGCUGCAAGCAGCUGGAUGUGGCAGCAUACAGAUUUUAGUGUGUCAGCACAAAGUCUAUAAAAAUUAGAUGUAAAAUUAUUGACACCCUCAGUUGGUUCCUUUAAAAACAGCAUGGAUCUGUGGUUGAGAUUUACAGCCACCAAUGUUAUUGGAAUGACAGCAAAGCUGAAGCGGGAAACGGUGACACCAGCAGCUAAAAUAUUUGUUUCUGUAUUAUGGGGGGGUAUUCAUAUUAUGUGACCCCAACCCUCAGGAGGAUGGGUCACUUUGGAGGACAAAUUUACACUUUUAAAUGUGCAAAUUCUGGGUGUCAUUUUGAGUGUCAUUCCCAAUUGGCUCCCUCAAUUUGUAAUCCAGAAUAAAUGUCAUUUGUUACAAAGAGACCACAACAGUAUGUAACAGCCUUUGAUUCAAAAUUCACCACGACUCCUUUUUGGAACUAAGAUUUGAUUGUAUUGUUUAAUUAUAGAUGUAAGGAGUUUUACUUACAAAUGACAACCACACUGAUUGAAUCUGAGGCCACAUAAGUAUUUAAGCCUUUCAGUUGGAAUCUAAAAAGUUCACAAUAUCCAGCUUUUUUAAACAUUCAUUAGUAAGGCUGUAAAAUAUUUUUAACUAGUGAUUAAGUCACUUCUUAAAUGUUAUCAAUGUUGCUAGUCGACUCCAAUUCAAUUCUUGUUUAAUAACUUUUUCAACACAAAAAGGAGGGACUUAAAGUCCCACUCUGAUCAUCUUUUGAUUUAUUUUUAAAGUGUUCCCAGUGUUUUUUUAAAUUAUGAUUAUGCUGUUUUUAACCCAAAUUUUAAAAUCAUGUCGUUUUUCAGGACAUAGUUUCUGCAGAGUGGCAGUAGUUCUUUAGAAACACCUCCAAGUACCCUGUUGACCCAGAGUAACCCCGGCCCCACUUCCCUUCACCCAUCUGUAUUCACGCUAGUUCACAGCCCCUCACAACCCCAAUCUAAUGCUGCAUCAAAAAGUAAUAUAAGAGUUAUCCACCGUACAGUUAUGAACCAGCUUGAACGAGGAAAACAAAGACGUUCAUGGACCUAUUUGUCUACAAGUGGAUGCAUCAGGAUGGAGGUAUAAGGAAUAAGGAGACAGCUACAAGCUUUUUCAAAUGGCUUUUUUUUAUCUGCUCCUGAUCCACAACAAUUUGAAAAAAGAAGCACUCAAUCUUAAUUUCCCUUAUAAAUAUCCUCCAAUAUCAGAAAAAUGCAACAAGAGUGUGUUAGAAACAUCAUUUUCAUCUGAGUGGGACUUUGAAAGUGACAGAAGUUUCAUUUUAUACCACUUUGAGUCUAAUUGCUGGAACAUAAAAAAUGCUAACCAUUGUGUUUGUGCUGCAGUUUGUUUUGUCAUGCAGCUGAAAGCUAAAUCGGUCCUUAAAAUGUUUUUUUCUGAGUCAGUUAUAGACUUCUUAAACAUGAGGGAAGCAGCUCCUUGCAUCUCAUUUGAAAUGUGUCUAUGAAGAAAUCUCAGCUCCAACUCUAAACAUGCAUAUUCUGGAGGGCUCUGCCUGAUUGAAGCAGAAAUGAAAGGAAAGAAAUUGUUUUUUAAAGACAUGAGUCCAACAUAUUUAGCAUCAUGCCAUUUCCUGAAACGUGAGCAGAAAUGUGUCAAUUUUUGAUUAUUGUGUUGUUUAUUCAUAUGUCAUGAAAUGGUUAGGUGUUAUGUGCACCUUCUCACCAAAAAAAACAUAUUUUAUUCAUUGCUAUGUGCAUCCAAAGAUCUUUUUUUUCCACUGCAGCUUAUACUUAAAAGAUUUUUCAUAAAAACAUGCAGCGUUUUUGCAUUUGACACAUCACCACACGUGGAAACAGCUUAGCAAUUCCUUCUAGUUGUCAAAGAAAAGGCAUCUCUAAUCAGAAGAACAUCACCAUUACUGCAGUGUCUUCCAGAACCUCCCUGUUUUUGGACAGAUGCACACAAAUUCCCACUUUACAAAGACAGAAAUGCCGUUUUCUGCUGGCCUUCCCCACAACGGACAGUUCAAGUGUUUGUAGAUGUAGACCAUCAGUUGUUGUAUUUCAGUCAAUAUUGUACUUGUUAUCUGUAUAUAUGGAUGAACACAUUACGAGGCUGUGUUGGUGAGACACUGCAAAAUGCUUGAAUGUUUGCAAUUACGGGGGACCUCAAGAUGAACAUGUGAUAGAGGCCAAAUGAAUACACAUCACAUCAUCCAGAAGUUGUAUUUUUCAAUCUUUAGAUGAGACUUUUCUGCUGAGAUUUAGACUCAUUUUUAGGAUUGUGAGGGUGUUUGUGUUGACGUCAACAUUCAGUCAUUUUGGUUUCGUGCUCGGUCUCCGUGGUUCCAUCUGAAGACCUCGACAGACCCUAAACAUCCGAUGACAUUUCUCCGGUUUUUGUACGUUUCGGUGUGCUUGUAUGUGUAAAAGAGCACACGUCAUCAUAAAACAGAGAUCGUUUUGUCCUCAUGAUGUGCCGUGGCCAGUUGUUUUCACGUUGCUGUUAUUCAUGGGGAUCAAAGCAGCAAUAUUUUGUAUCUUUUAUUCAUUUUUUAAUGCCUUAUUGAGAAAUUUCUCAUCUGGGGUCUUUUGUUUAUCUUUUUUUUCACGUGUUUUGUUGUUUAUUUAUUUAUCUGCCUCGUAGUUCCUAAGAAUGUGUACAUAGGUAUAUAAAUACAUAUGAAAAUAAAACAGAUAUAUUUUCAUUUCAACUGUAGAAUAUCUUUAUUUGGUUUAAUUUUUCUUUUUGCUUUGAGGCAAGAAAUGAUUGCGGUCUGUAUAAUUUACUGUAUCAUAUACUUUAAUGUGUUUGUUGACAUGCAGCUGCUGUACAUUUAUGGUGUAUGAAACAGCUGAAUCUUUGUAUGAAAUCAGAACCGAAAGAUCGGUAGAUUUGAAAUGCUAAUCAGUAAGGAUACUUCCAACCGUUCAGCUGUGUUGUGUAUGUGUUUUCAAACCGCUGUGUACCCUCGUCCAAUAGGAAGAGUCAUUUCAGAGACAUAGCAUGAUUUCAAAAUGAAUAUGCAUAUCAAAAAAGUGUAUUUAUGUAUAUCUGUGUAUAUUCAUCUAUUUAUACAUGAGGAUAAAUAGAUGGCUGUGUGUGUGUGUUUGGAUUCGACCAGAAUGAAUAUAAAAUAAAGCAAUUCUAUGAAAGA